UUACUCGACUUGUACGCCUAUCUAAUGCGCGGUUCCACAGAGCGUAGCAUAGCAUAGCAUAAUGUGUAAACGCGCGAUGUUCAAAAAGUAGUCUGGUUUGUUGUACCGUUUUGUCAGCCAUGGACAGACGAAGCGCUGUGAAUACGUCUGUGACACAUCACACAACACAUCGACGAAGUAAGAGUUAUGGUCGAACCUUUGACGCAACAUCGCGCUUCUGCUACACUCCUGGGCAGCUGACCAUCACGAGAAUACCAACUAGCAGAGAAGCAGCCAAAGCUCAUAAAAUAACUGAAAAAGUUGACCCUGAACAGGUGGCCCUUCUGGUAAAAAAGGAAUGGAAGCUGUCCCACCUCACACCUUUAUAUCAGUUUAGAUAUACACUCUUGAACGUCUACGCCAAGCAUCUAUCUGCCUUUUUAGUAGCUGAGAAACAACAAGGCACAGCAGUUGAAGUCGGACUUGAGACAGGCUUUAAAGUCACAUUCUCAACCAUCCUUGGGAUGGCAGAGACAAAAGAUGAUGCAGAGACAGUUUUCAUACAGAUUCACUCUAAGCCAGUGUUUGCUUCUGCGGGAGAUACCCCACGGGUUGUGUGGAGUGGAUGGCUGACCUGCAUCAAUGGAGACCCAGAGUACCUCCAGUCUCUUCCACCAGAGUUUGUCAGCUUGCCCUUGUUCUGCACAAGUGGUUCAGAGUCUCUGACUUUCUUGGUAAAGUUAUGGUUUGAAAGGACGUUUGACUGCAGCUUUGGCUCACUGAGCCUCGACCCCAACGAUCUACACUGGCUUGCUGCCCUGUGGACUGGUUGCCACAGUGACAACAACAUCAGGUCUCUGAAGCUGGCGUGGACACUGCCGGCUCAGCCUCCUCUCGACGUGUCGCUUGCAUUGAACGGCCAGGACGCAUGGGACCUAUGGGAGAAGGUGCGUCCAGGGGACCGUGCCGACGACUCUGUCAGCAUCGAGGAGGUGAAGUGCUUCAUAACUGGCAUCGAGUCACACUUCUUCAGGCACUUCAAGGUCCACCUGUCUGCUGGGGUCCUGAAGAGGGUCUCCACAGCCCUGGGCUCUGUUCACCUCGAUGGGAAAAUCAAGAUCACCUGCAGUGACUACAUGAUCACCGUUAUGACAUUGUUGACGGAGUGUGCCAUCCUCAAGAUGCCCACAGUAUAAACUGUAUUUUGUAUUCUAUAUGUUUGAACUGUAAAUAAAAUAUCUUUUGUUACUA
Sardina pilchardus (European sardine) is the source of this 1230-nucleotide messenger RNA. RefSeq names its product centromere protein L (gene cenpl). The transcript has 5 exons. Bases 120 to 1175 code for a protein of 351 amino acids. NCBI's taxonomy places the organism in Eukaryota, Metazoa, Chordata, Actinopteri, Clupeiformes, Clupeidae. The record is from RefSeq and is a predicted model, not a curated record.